This is a messenger RNA of Anisakis simplex (herring worm), 312 nucleotides long. Lineage: Eukaryota; Metazoa; Nematoda; Chromadorea; Rhabditida; Anisakidae. The record is from the annotation of a GenBank genome assembly.
UUGGAUACAGUGGAUUUGAGGGAGUAUGAGCCGGUGGAUAAUAGUAUACAGUCGUUAUUGGGGGGUGAGAGGGAGUUGAGUGAGAGGUUUAAGAGAAAUUACGAGAAGUGGGUGGAGUUUGAGGUGAUUUUGGUAUUUAUUGUUAUUUUUUAUUAUUUAUUAUUGUUAUUUAUUAUUGUUAUUAUUUAUUUUUAUUUAUUAUUGUUAUUAUUUAUUAUUGUUAUUAAUUAUUAUUUUGAGGUAAUGAAACGACAGACGAAUUGGGAUCAGCUGUUAGUAAAUACGAGAGGGAUUACGGAUAUGGUCGUGUGA